AUGAUACUGAUUUACAGAGGGCUAGACAUUGUAACCGCUAAGGCUAGUCAACGUGAAAGAGAAAUGGCGAAACAUCACCUUUUGGAUAUCUUGGAACCACAUCAGAUGUUUACUGUUGUGGACUUCAGGAACAGAGCACUCAAAAUUAUUGGGAACCUAACUGAACAGGGCAAAGUUCCCGUCAUCGUUGGUGGUACAAAUUACUAUUUAGAAUCUAUAGUAUACAAGAUACUAGUAGAAGAUAUGGAUGAUACUGAAGCCUUGCUUUGGGAUAAGAGUAGAAGGAAAAGAGAUAUUGAUGAUCUUGAAAAAGAUGAACAUAUUGAAGCAAAAAAGGUAGCAUCGGCAAGUGAAAUAGCUAUCGAUGAUACUCCUACGACUUCUGAUGAUAAAAUGAUGGGUAAUAAUUCUUAUGUGAGUGUGGACGAAACUAAGAGUAUAAGCAGGCAAGAAGUGCAAGAGACCGUAGAUCAUGAAAAUAACUUUACUAAUGACGAAAUCCAUGCUAAAUUGAAAGCGAUUGAUCCAGUAAUGGCGGGUAGACUGCAUGUCAAUAAUAGAAGAAAAGUUUUGAGGUAA
Messenger RNA from Arctia plantaginis, 579 nucleotides. NCBI's taxonomy places the organism in Eukaryota, Metazoa, Arthropoda, Insecta, Lepidoptera, Erebidae. The record is from the annotation of a GenBank genome assembly.